CAUAAAUAGAAUUCUAGUUCGACAAACUACAUACCAAAUUCAAAACUAUGUCUACCACUGUGGAACAGCCAAAUCGGAUAGCUCCUGCUUUAGACGAGCUAACGGAAGAACAGCGCAAGUUUCGCUAUCGUGCGGGUGCGUUUCUUGCAGCAGUCGGUGCAACGUCAGCGGUAGCGGGAUUUAGUAAAGCAAUCAUGUCAGCGAAGAAAUCCGAUCCGAAGUAUUUCGACAAAGGGCUCCACGGAAGCAUAGCGCUUCACGAAGCCGGUACGAGCUUGGCUCUGAGGGCACUAGGCUGGGGAACUCUGUACGCCAUCCUAGGCACAGGCACAAUUUGUUACGGAAUAUGGAAGCUAAGCGGCGCCAAAGAUAUGAAUGAAUUUAGAGAAGUGGUCGGAAAAGCUUUUCCUCGGGUUCCACGCAAUAAUCCGCCUACUAGUCGUACUGAGUUCGAAGGACUAACCGAUUUGAUGCAGUACCUCUCGACCUGGGGAAAGGAAAAGAAAAUGGCACCCGAAGUGCAAGGGCAAGGAUCUCCCAGUCAGUAAUCAUCGCGCACGUUGAUGCAAUUGUGCGAAAGAAGUAGCCACUGUUACAAAAGGGCAACUAUGUUGCUGUCCUACAAAUUCGCGUCAUAUGUAAAUAUAUAGGGUACUGAGCUGUUG
Anopheles nili is the source of this 665-nucleotide messenger RNA. RefSeq names its product transmembrane protein 242. NCBI's taxonomy places the organism in Eukaryota, Metazoa, Arthropoda, Insecta, Diptera, Culicidae. The record is from RefSeq and is a predicted model, not a curated record. Bases 48 to 548 code for a protein of 166 amino acids. The transcript is spliced from 3 exons.